AAAAAGGUAAAGAGAGAAAACAUUUCACCAAAACAAUUCUUCUGUUUCUUCUCACUUCCUCUUGUGUUUCUUUCCUUCUUUUUUUUUUUUCUUCUUCCACGAAAAUCAAGAAAAAAAAGAAGUCACGAUGGGAGAUAAUAGCGCAGAAGAUCACGACGACCUAGCUUUGGUGGAAGCUGAAGGAGUCACGAGCUUCUCCGAACUUCUUAUGUUCUCGGAUGGCGUUCUCAGCUCUUCCGACCACCAACGCGAGAGUAGUAGUGGCGGCGAUGGUGGAGAAGACAGCUUAGGUUUUGUAUUCUCAGGCAAAACUGGUUCAAGAAUGCUCUGUUUUAGCGGAGGCUAUCAAAACGACGACGCCUCACUUUUCUUGGAACCUUCUUCUCUUCCCUCCUCCGGAGUCCCUGUUCUUGACCCUUCAUGCAUUAAGAUCGAUGAUUGCAAGAACUUUAAAGACGCUUGCACUGUUGAUAAAUCUACUAAACCAUCAAACAAGAAGAGAACCGGAACGGGUAAUGAGCAUGAACCGGAUCAGAAUCGCCAACCGGGUAAGAAAUGCAAGCGAAAUCAAGAUAAAUCAUCACUUGGAACUGUAAAGGUCAGGAAAGAAAGGUUAGGGGAAAGAAUCGCAGCGUUGCAGCAGUUGGUUUCUCCAUACGGCAAGACAGAUGCAGCUUCUGUGUUGCAUGAAGCGAUGGGUUACAUCAAAUUCUUACAAGAUCAGAUUCAAGUCCUUUGCUCUCCUUAUCUUAUCAACCACACUCUUGCAGACGGUGGAGUUGUCACCGGAGAUGUUAUGGCGGCGAUGAAAGCGAAAGACUUGAGAAGCAGAGGAUUGUGCCUAGUACCUGUCUCAUCCACCGUACACGUGGAAAAUUCCAACGGCGCUGAUUUCUGGUCACCUGCUACGAUGGGUCACACUACUACUACGUCACCGUCGACACUGCAUCAUCAAGGAUUUUAAAGACUACUGUCAUAGGCUGAUUAUUAUAUAUAUAUAUUAGUAGCCUUUUAUGUUUGUUUUUUUUGGCUGAAGAAGUAACUUAUUUAGUAAAAAGUGCUUUACGAAGUUUUCACCCAUUCUUGUUUUUUUUUUUGGGGUUAUAUGGGUGGGGCAUAAAAAGGUUGAAAAAUCUUUUGUGUUUGUAGAAUGAGAAAUGAGAUUUAGAUUGGUCCAAGUUUGUCUCAAUUUUUCGUC
Camelina sativa (false flax) is the source of this 1198-nucleotide messenger RNA. Its product is annotated as basic helix-loop-helix (bHLH) DNA-binding superfamily protein. Gene Ontology annotation, biological process: regulation of transcription by RNA polymerase II. NCBI's taxonomy places the organism in Eukaryota, Viridiplantae, Streptophyta, Magnoliopsida, Brassicales, Brassicaceae. Gene Ontology annotation, cellular component: nucleus. The record is from RefSeq and is a predicted model, not a curated record. Gene Ontology annotation, molecular function: protein dimerization activity; RNA polymerase II cis-regulatory region sequence-specific DNA binding; DNA-binding transcription factor activity, RNA polymerase II-specific.